AUCCAACAUCAAUACUCUUCCUCUAUUAAAUGUCUGAAGAAACAAUUCACGACUCACCAGCCAUCUGUACUGAUGAAGACGGAAACAAGGAACUUUUAACAACAACACCACCAUUGAACGUUAUUUUCCUUGGACACGUUGAUGCUGGUAAAUCAACACUUUCAGGUCGUAUUUUGUUGGAUACCGGAAUGAUUGAUGAUAGAGUUAUCGAAAAAUUCAAGAUGGAAGCCAAAGAAAAUAACAGAGAAUCUUGGUAUAUCGCUUAUAUUAUGGAUUGUAGUGAAGAUGAAAAAGCUAAAGGUAAAACAAUUGAAGUAGGUCGUGCUCACUUUGAAACACAAAAGAAGCGUUACACAAUUUUGGAUGCUCCUGGUCACAAGGCCUAUGUCCCAAACAUGAUUUCUGCUACUACCCAAGCUGAUGUUGGUAUUCUUGUUAUUUCUGCAAGAAAGGGUGAAUUCGAAGCUGGUCUUGAAAAAGGAGGUCAAACUAUGGAACAUACUGUUUUAUCAAAGACUUUGGGUGUUGAUCAAUUGAUUGUUGUUGUAAACAAGAUUGACGAUCCUUCUGUUGCUAAAGAUAAGGUCAGAUAUGAUGAAAUUGUCACAAAAGUUAGUGCAACUUUGAAGGGUGUUGGUUGGAAUUUAAAGACUCAAGUUCAAUUUAUUCCAAUUGAUGCAUUGACUGGGCAAAAUAUUUCAUCAAGAAAUUUGAAUGUUCCAUGGUAUUCUGGUCCAUCUUUGAUUGAAGCUUUGGAUGAUAUUAAACUCACAGCUGUGCAUGAUGUCAAUGCUCCUUUGCGUUUACCUAUUAUUGAUAGAUAUAGAGAUAAGGGUUGUACAGUAGUUUUGGGAAAAGUAUUGAGUGGACAAAUCAAAAUUGGACAAAAGGUUGUUGUCAUGCCUAAUAAGUGUGUUUGUGAAGUUAUUGCUUUAAAGAGUCACGAAAUUAAUAUUCACGGUGGUGUUGUUUCUGCAGGUGAAAAUGUUGAAUUAUAUUUGAAGGGUGAUGAUGAUAAUAUUGCUUCCGGACACACUGUUUGUGAUCCUGAACACUUAUUGGAACCAGUUCAAGAAUUUAUUGGAUCUUUCCACAUUUUGGAUAGCUCUGAACAUGUCGAUAUUAUUUCAUCUGGUUUUAGUACAAAUAUGCACAUUCACACAGCCAUGGAAACUAUUACCCUUACAAAAUUGAUAAGCAAGAUGGAUAAAAAGACAGGCAAACCACUCGCACAAGUUCCAAAGUUUGUUCAAAACAAGGAUACUGCUGAAGGAGUUUUCAGAUUAGAAAAACCAAUCUGUAUUGAAAAGUUUGAAUCUUUGAAUGCUAUGGGUAGAUUUGUUUUACGUUCCGAUAGAACUAUUGCUGUUGGUAGAGUGAAGAAGGUAAAACCAUUGAAGUAAAUUUGGUCAAACCAUUAAACUUUUUGU
Molecule: messenger RNA, 1430 nt
Organism: Naegleria gruberi
Lineage: Eukaryota; Heterolobosea; Eutetramitea; Acrasida; Naegleriidae
Exons: 1
Coding region: 30-1403 (457 amino acids)
Biological process (GO): translation
Cellular component (GO): translation release factor complex
Molecular function (GO): GTP binding; translation release factor activity; GTPase activity
Source: RefSeq, a predicted model, not a curated record